Messenger RNA from Tachysurus fulvidraco (yellow catfish), 3181 nucleotides. RefSeq names its product LIM homeobox 5 (gene lhx5). Gene Ontology annotation, molecular function: DNA-binding transcription factor activity, RNA polymerase II-specific; RNA polymerase II transcription regulatory region sequence-specific DNA binding. The record is from RefSeq and is a predicted model, not a curated record. Gene Ontology annotation, cellular component: nucleus. The transcript has 5 exons. Gene Ontology annotation, biological process: regulation of transcription by RNA polymerase II; neuron differentiation. Bases 352 to 1482 code for a protein of 376 amino acids. Lineage: Eukaryota; Metazoa; Chordata; Actinopteri; Siluriformes; Bagridae.
CGUUUAGCGGGCACCUACACGCGCACAGACAAGACGGAGCAUAUACAUGUAUAUAAUUAUAUUCAAAGAUUGAAUCAAGAUUUUUUUUUCUAACGAAAUUUGCUGUUUUCAAGUUGUUGUUUUAUACAUACUUAUAUUUUUGUGAUUACAUUUGUAUGGCUACUGAUGUCUGGAUGGCUGCAAGUUGCAAAAUAACACACCGGAGCAAGAGUGUGCCAGUCUUUCGCUUCUAGUAGAGAAAAGGGAAAGCUGAAAUUUUGUUUGAAGAAAAAAUAUAUAUAUUUAGCAUCCUUGUGUUCCUUCGAGGAAGUCAAGCUGCCGGUCCGCGUGGCUCGCGGGAACCUCGACGCGAUGAUGGUGCACUGCGCCGGGUGCGCGAGGCCCAUCCUGGACCGGUUCCUACUUAACGUACUGGACCGCGCGUGGCACGCCGAGUGUGUUCAGUGCUGCGAGUGCAGCUGCAACCUUACCGAGAAGUGCUUCUCCAGAGAUGGCAAACUUUACUGCAAAAUUGACUUUUUCAGGCGUUUUGGCACGAAGUGUGCGGGCUGUUUUCAGGGCAUUUCACCCAGCGACCUGGUGCGCAAGGCGCGCAGUAAAGUAUUUCACUUGAACUGCUUCACGUGCAUGGUCUGCAACAAGCAGCUGUCCACGGGCGAGGAGCUCUACGUCAUAGACGAAAACAAGUUCGUGUGCAAGGAGGACUACGCAAGCGCGAGCGCCAUCAGAGAGGUCAAUCUGAAUUCAGUGUCCUCGUGUACAGACCGCAGCCUGUCGCCCGACCUGCCCGAGACAAACACAGACGAUACGAAAGAGACGGACAACUCCACGUGCUCGGAUAAGGAUACGAACGCCAACGAGGGCGAGGAGCAGAGCGCGUGCCAGAAGCGCCGCGGCCCGCGCACCACCAUUAAGGCCAAACAGCUGGAGACGCUCAAAGCGGCAUUCGUGGCCACGCCGAAACCAACACGCCACAUCCGCGAGCAGCUCGCUCAGGAGACCGGCCUCAACAUGCGAGUCAUUCAGGUGUGGUUUCAGAACAGACGGUCUAAGGAGCGUAGAAUGAAGCAGCUCAGUGCCCUUGGCGCCCGGCGCCAUGCUUUUUUCAGAGGACCGAGAAGGAUGAGGCCGCUGGGCAGCAGACUCGACGAGCCUGAUCUCCUUGGCCCUGGGGGAUAUGGCUACUAUGGAGAGUACCAAGGUGAUUACUAUGGCACAGGCGUCAACUAUGACUUCUUCCCUCAUGGUCCACCCUCGUCUCAGGCACAGUCUCCUGCCGAGGCUCCCUUCCUGCUCAGCUCAGGUUCCGGAGACGACCAGCGAUUCACAGACGUGAUGUCACACGAUGACACUCCUAGCCCAGAUUUGCACCCAAACGCACAGGGUGAAGGUGGAUUUGGGACAGGACCCAGUCCGCCGUACCCACUGGCCAGCAAUGCCAACUACAGUGGGCAAGAGAUGGGUGAAAAUACCGUAUGGUAGGGGUGGAUGGGGUUUCUGGACAGAUAAAUGAAGGGAGCAAAAUGGGAUGUGGUGCAGGACACAAGACUGGAAUUUUAGCACCAGACACCCACCCAAUCCCUUAAGAAAUCCCACAAACCCCACUGGCUAUAUUUGCUCCAUUUUCUAGAAGUGCUCUUCUGAGCAGGACGAAAAUAUGUUUCAAGGUCAUGACAUAAAGGAAACAAAACUGUCACAUGGCUCAGACAUUGCAAGGACGUCAUGUUCUUUCUUUGGUCACAAUCUCUUCACUCACUUUCUACAGCCCGACACACCAGUUACAAACACUGGAAUUCUUUCCAUUGCUAUUGGUUUUUGCAUGGACUCAGUUUUAUGGUAUUGCAUCAUACAUAUUAGUGCUCAUACCUGUUAGCUUUGUCCAGUUUUGCUUCACUUAUUAUUUACAGACUAGCAAAUGUUGUUGGUCUGUGUGCAAAUGGCCUGAAACCAGUUAGUGGAUUUGUUCAGAAAUUCUGAAUAAAUUGGGAAUUGGGUAGUAAACUUUAAACCUGCGCCCAUUCAGUUAGGUUUUGGUUUAUUCCUUUAUCCAGGAUCAUCCCAUUUGACUGCUUUUUUCAUGUUCUAAAACUCUGAUCUGUUUUCAUUUAUUGAAAAACAAUAAACCUUUUGAUGAACACAGAGUUUGCUCUCAACCCAGUUGUGGUUUCAAGAGUUAAACAUACAAAGUGUCUACUAACAGUGUAUUCUAUGCUAUACUAUGCCAUGUUUCCUUUUAUCUCUCCAUUUUGGCUAAGCUAUUUGGUUACACAAUCAUCAUUCACCUCCAUCAGUAUGCAAUCAGUAUGUUUUAUUGUUAGUCCUUGGAUAAACUCUUAUUUUGACAUGACUGACCAGAUAAAUGGUAUAUCCAUGGCAUAGUGCUGCAGCAGCUAGCAAGGCUACAACAUGUCUUCUGAUCCCAUCCCUGGUGGAUUCCCAAUUCAAAGCACAUUUUCUGGGGGUUGGUUCUGGAUCCACAAUAACCAUGACCAGGAUUAAGUGAUCAUAAUUUAAGUAGCAGAUCAGAUCAUGUAUGCAAUGGGUACAACAAUAUUGUAGCUUCAUAUUAGCUGACACGCUUUAAAAAACAAGAGACCAAUGAACUAAUCUAAAAAAUGACAUAGAACAAGAAUGACAUGGUGCUUCAGUUUCUCCUUAUCCAAUUAGUGAAGCAACAAACAGUGAGUAAAGUAAGACUUAAAGGCAAUAGUAUUUAAUUGCUUUGUGUGAUAAUGAGAUAAAUCCAUCAGCACUCCAAAAAUCUGUACUGGUGCAGACAUUGAUUUGAACUGAUUGAAUUUUAGGAAUUGCAGAUAUAGUCAUAAAGAAAUAAUAACAGAAUAUACAGUAUAAAGCAUUGAGCAAAGGAAAAACAUGUGGUUUAAAUGACAAAAAUAGUAAAAGUGUCAUUAAUACUAGCAUACAUUUAAGCUAGCUGAGCUUUUGGGAAAUUAACUUUAUAUUGUAUAAAAGUAAGCUGGGUGUAUAUUGAGCUUGUUUGCAUCCACAACCUUAUUGUUAUUUUAUUGCUUCUAAAUUUAUCUAAAGGGUUGAGUUGAUAUUAGACUUCUGCUGUUCAACUGAAAAUAUCAGCUCCUCCCGUGGGUUCUUGGAAGGUAAAGGAAACUGAGAUAAGGUACAAUGUUUUACCUGAAAAGACUGAAAUAUAUGACAAGAUAGA